Bombus pyrosoma is the source of this 1810-nucleotide messenger RNA. RefSeq lists its product as uncharacterized. The transcript is spliced from 8 exons. NCBI's taxonomy places the organism in Eukaryota, Metazoa, Arthropoda, Insecta, Hymenoptera, Apidae. The record is from RefSeq and is a predicted model, not a curated record. The coding region runs from base 656 to 904 and encodes 82 amino acids.
CAAAUGUAGACAAGGAGCACACUACUGUGCAGCAAGGACGCUCAAGAUGGCGAUUAUACCGAUGACCAAAGUUAUAUUUAACGGCAUCGCUACAUACUGGCGCUGAUGCCAAAACUACGCAACAUUAUUUACAAUGCAUGAAGCAAACCGUGUACACAUCUCUGAACUUUUGAACAGUUUCUUCCAUUUUUUUCUAUGAACGUCUUUAUACGAUAUGCAGCUGGCAUUAAAAUCAGUCAACGUUAUUAAAGUCGUAAUAGAUUUGGCGAAUGACCCAGAAUGGACUUCAUAUAGAUAAUUCUUCUGUCAAAAGAAGAUUGUAGAAAGAUUAUCAAUUGAGAAGUUUAUUGGAAAAAUAUUAUUAUAAACGAGCAGCUUUAUAGUCACCGGGGACAAUGUGUCGAUUAUGUGAACUACGUUUAUAGUUCAGAUUGACUACCCCGUAGUCGAUGGUAAACUAUUCUGGUAAUUUCGAGUAAACUUAAUACGUAUAGAAGAGCCAAUCAAUGUAUUGCCCUUCUUACGCUAUCGCAUCGACAUAGUCCUCUAGUUCACUGUCUUUCACGUACUAUGUGUCUAUAAUAUGUAUACGUGUGUACAUAUGAAUAUAGUUCGAAAUAAGUAUUUAGAUACAUUCAUUAUUACUUAUUAAAGGAUGGAAACAGUGCGAUCUUGUGGUUGCAAGAGAAUAAGAUCUUGCGUUCAUUUUCUAAAUCCUUGGGAAAUUGGUUACAAUCGAAGAACGCGCGCACUCUUGAAAAAGAAUACCUUGGGAAGAUUCACUCAUAGUGGUAGGAGGAGGAAGCAGAAUGUUGAUCCAAAAUGCAAUGGCUCUAAGAAAAGAAAGCUUCGCUUGGCUUCCUUCGAUGGUUUUUCAAAGUCUACUCAAUUCGUGCAAUUUUAAAUUUUGCCAAAACAAUGUACCUUAGAGUAUGAUCCACUGCGAGGAACUUCGAUGGAUGAAUGUUGAAUUUGUCGGUGAAAGAAUAGUUGGUUAGUUACCUUGUAACUAGCAUGGAGAAUAUUCUUCCGCUAUACUCCAAGGCAUCAUCUUGUUGAUAAUGAUGAUGGUGAUAAAAAUGAAAAUAAUAAGAAAGAUGAUGAUAAUAUCGUUGUAAGGCUCUCGAUGCCAGAGAGGGAUCUCUUAUGAUUCUUUAUGAUACUAUGCAAGGUACCAAUGGGAACAUUGCGUGGUUUAAAAGAACAUAUAACUUCGUAGACAGCAUAAAUUGUAGAAACAACGAAUAUUUUAUCAUCAUCAUUAUCCUCGUUAAGUAUAAAGAAAUAAAUAAAUAAUUUCCAUUGGAAAAUUUUUUUCAGGAAAUUAGUAGGAUUUGCAGAUUAAAAUCUUGGUCUAUAACAUAAUGUAACGUAACAUGAUAUAAUAUUAUAACAAUAUAAAUGAAAAAUAUUACGGUAGAAAAUUGAAUUUUGUUUUUAUAUUUUUAUUUUAAAUUACGAGUUGUUUGUAUUUCGUAUAUAUGUAUAUAUAGAUGAUUAACCGCAAGAGGAAUCGAUGAUGUGCGAUAUAUAUAUAUAUAUAAAUCGAAUACAUGUUAUACAGAUAUAUAUAUAUAUAUGUAUAAAAUAGAAUAAAACACAUGAUCAUAGGGAGUUCGUACUUUAUAUCGCCCAUUCUUCACAUAUACAUAUAUAAUGCGCAUAUAUUUUUAAUAUCUUCAAUUUAAGGAAAAUUUACACGAAUCGUUUUGUACGUUUUCAAUUAUUGAUCAGAACGGGAUCAAAGCAAGUAAGAGACAAAAAUGUAUUUAAUAAAGAAAAAUAGAGAACGAGCGUAUAAUCGGUAAAA